Molecule: messenger RNA, 1590 nt
Organism: Trichoplax adhaerens
Lineage: Eukaryota; Metazoa; Placozoa; Uniplacotomia; Trichoplacea; Trichoplacidae
Exons: 6
Coding region: 1-1590 (529 amino acids)
Source: RefSeq, a predicted model, not a curated record
AUGGCAGAGUCGUCAGUUAAUGAAAAUGAUGAAACCUAUCUAAAGUCAUUAUGGAAGACUGUAACAGGUCAAGAAUUACAGCAAGAGCCUUCGAAAUUCACUAAUGAUGAAUUCUUCAACGUUUGUCUAGAAGCUUUGAAAAAUAAGUACCAACGUUCACGGAAAGAUAUCGAUUCGCAAAAUCAAGCUCUUUUAUCAGCCGAAAUAGAUUUAAAAACGGAAUUAAAUCAACUUCGCAACGAUACUUACCCAGGGUAUGACGAAAUAGAUGGAGGGAAUCUUUCUAAUGACAAAAGUCCUAUGCAACAUAAUAAAUUUAUAGAUGAUGUCUUACUAAGUGAAUAUCCAGAUAUUGAGAUCACCCAUAAUGACAUUCAUCGCGGAGACGAAGUUGAAAAUGUAGUGGAACAAAAAAUUAAAGACGAUUGGAUCGCUAUUGGUAUUUCUGGAGAUCAAAUCCCAGUUGAUAAAGUCAAGCAACUUUGUCAUAGUUGUAUUAACGUUCUUAAAAAAAGAUAUACCAUCAACAGGUCAAAGUUGAAAUUAUUCUAUAAUCAUAUUCAAACGAAAUUAGAAGAAAUUUUUAUUAGUAGCAAGGCAGCAACAGGACCAUAUUUAUCUGCAUCUAACGAUAAAUCUACUGCCAAGUUUCGGAAUUUUAUUACAGCAGUAGGAGAUGCAGUGAACUUGUUUCCUUUAGUUGGCCAUUUAUUGAAUACCGUAUCCCAUAAAACUGCCUUAAAGUUUACGCACUACUACUAUGAUCAAAUUAAAGGCCUGCCCAUUUCUAAUACAUGGACAAAUUCUAAUAAGGAAGAAUCAUAUUUAUCUCCGAUCUAUUUAGUUGCCGAUGCUAUUAUUAUUUUAUUAAUUGGCGUAUUAAAUGAACAGAUUAUAUCUAAAAUAGAAUUUGGCUACGUCCCUUUAGAAGAUAAGCUAUUUCGUGCAACAGUGCAAGAUACAAUGUUGCCUACAAGCCAUCUUAAAGAUUAUAUUGUAUUAAUUUCUCAGCGUAGCUAUGACAUCCCGUUUCGUGGACCUUUGGGUCUAUCAACGGAAAUGACUUGUAAAGUUGUCGAUUUUUUAUCUAAAGGAGGAAUAGUUGAUGAAGAUGGAUUUAUUUACGCCAAUGAUGCUACCGAUAGUAAAAAGUUUGGGUAUUAUAACGGUUCUCUAGAAAUUGCCAUGGCCAAAAAUAUGCCAUCAAUCAAUAUACAUCAACGGUUUACUUAUUACACAGGCUUGCAAGAUCUUCAUUGGUUAUUAAAGGAAGCAAUGGAUUUACCAGAAGAUUGGAUAAAAAAGACUAAAGAUAUUUCCAACGAUGAUCAAAACAAUGAUAGUAAUUCUGAAUUCUUAAAGGGUGCAAGUCAUGCCCCUGGCUGCGUAGAAUCAACAAACAGUUCCAUUUCAAAUAUCGGAAAUAGUAUUAGCGAAGCAGUACAUGAGAAAUUAAAUGAAUUGCACCGAAAAAUUGAUGACGUCAGCACCAGCAUCGAACUAAAUAACAAGCAAAAUCGGGAGAUAGAAAAAAAAUUAAAUCGUUUGCUAGAGCAUUUGCAACUCCCAGAGAUCUCUGAUGCUAGAUAA